Molecule: messenger RNA, 2245 nt
Organism: Conger conger (European conger)
Lineage: Eukaryota; Metazoa; Chordata; Actinopteri; Anguilliformes; Congridae
Gene: enpp6
Product: ectonucleotide pyrophosphatase/phosphodiesterase 6
Exons: 8
Coding region: 4-1326 (440 amino acids)
Source: RefSeq, a predicted model, not a curated record
ACCAUGACAACACAUACAUCAGCGCGUGUCAUUUUCAUCCUGUGUUUAUCGGGAUACAGCCUUGCCAGCCGAAAGCUUCUGCUGUUUCUGAUCGACGGAUUCCGUUAUGAUUACAUCGAUGAUCUGGAGGCCUUUCCUGGAUUUAAAGAAAUCGUGGAAAACGGCGUUAAAGUGGAUUACCUGACUCCCGAUUUCCCAAGCCUGUCAUACCCCAAUUACUACUCUCUUAUGACAGGCCGAAACUGUGAUGUCCAUCAAAUGACUGGCAAUUACAUGUGGGACCAGGCCACGAUGAAGGAGUUCCUCAUUGGAACAAAUCCAGACAGCCGUCUGGGGAUGUGGUGGGACGGCUCGGAGCCCAUCUGGGUAACCAUGCAGAAGCUGAAGAAAAACGCCUUCAUGUACUACUGGCCCGGUUGCGAGGUGGACAUUAUGGGCGUGAGACCAACGCACUGUGAGGAAUAUGUCUACAACCCCUCUGAAAAAAACUUCACAGACUCAUUUGAGAAAGCACUCAAUGCCUUAAGCAGUGGCAAGGCAGAUAUGGCUGGCGUGUACUAUGAGAAGGUUGACGUAGAAGGGCACCACUACGGUCCCCUGUCCCCUCAAGUGCGGACUACCAUCAACCGACUAGACCUCGUCUUUCAGACAUUAAACCAAAGGAUCAAGAACAAAAACCUGCAAAAUGACCUCAAUGUUAUGAUUUUCUCCGAUCAUGGCAUGACUGAUAUCAAGUGGAUGGAAAAAGUUAUUGUGUUAGAGCUGUAUAUAAACAUGUCAGAUAUAGUGAAGAUGAUGGACAGGGGAUCUGUCGUCAGUCUUUGGCCAAAGCAGUCAAAAUAUGAACUGAUAUACCAAAGGCUGAGUGUUGCAGAAAACAUGAACGUCUACAAGAGACAGGAGAUCCCAGACCGAUACCAUUAUAAGAAUGGAAAGUUUGUCUCCACGCUCACCUUGGUGGCAGACCCUGGCUGGUUCAUCACAGAGAGCUUGUCCAAACUGCCGUUCUGGAAGAACAGAACCGGGGAACCUCAGGGCUGGCAGCACGGUUGGCACGGAUACGACAACGAGUUUGUGGACAUGAGGGGAUUCUUCCUGGCACAGGGACCAGACUUUAAGCGGAAUCUGCGAGCCGGUCCCAUCCGCUCGGUGGACGUGUACAACCUGAUGUGCCACACGCUGGGGGUACAGGCUCUGCCCAACAACGGCUCCUGGACCAGAGUGGAGUACAUGCUGAGCCCCGGCGUUUCGGCCGGGGAGCGGCACGGCCCACUUUCCGGUUCUGUCCUGGGCCUGGUGCUGCUGGUGCUGGGUCUCCAGGUAUAGCUUCACCGUCAGCUCUGACUGCAGCAGGUGUGUGCACACCAAAAAAAACAACACGUCUGUAAUUCAAAUACAGUUUCUCAAACAAUUUUCUAUAGAAUUUGACAGUAGUAGAAUUUGACAGUUUCUUGGGGGUGGGUCAGUAUUCUCAGCUUUGUAUGUUAUCAAAAAGAUCUGGGGUUCUGGACCCCAACCUUGACUGAAUAUGACUUAAGGUGCCUUCUAAGUGACCUUGUCCCACAAGAGAUAAGGUCCAUUUGACUUCCCCAAGUUACUACAUAAGUUCAUCCAAAUAGCCUGCCACUCGCCCACAAUAUUCUCCCAGUCAGUGCUACCUCUCUUCUGUAGUACCGUGUGGACAAUUGGGCAUACUGUACUCACUCACAAUGGGAGUGCAUGAGAUGACUCUUUGAAGAGGAGGUUUUUUUAAUUUCUUUUUUUCCAAAAAUUAUUAGUCCGUAUUCAGGAUCCCCAUUGCUCUCGGUUACCAGCAGUGAUUGCUAAAUCAGCAUUAUAAUGUUCAGUUAAGGACAUUCAAAUCAUGUAUUUGUGAACUUACACCUUAAAUGGUUAUUGAGUGAAAUUACAGGAAAUAGUGUUAUGAAAUAAAGUGUUUACUGUUUUGAUCCAACAGAUUUUCUUAACAGAAUUCACGUUUAUACUGUUUGCCAGUCAUGCACAGUAUUUGCACAGCUAUGUGUAUUUUAGAAAGUAGAAUGAACUUGUACUGUAUGUAAAUUUAGUUUGUUCCUAUCUAAGUUUAUUCUGUAAUAUCUGUGAACUUGUUAUCCACUUUUAAUCUUUAUGAUCUUGUUUUUUAUUCUUGUAACUCACAAAGAAAAUGCAUACUCUGAAUGUAUCUCUGGUAAGCAAGUUUGUACUAAUUUGUUUUAUUAAUAAAAAAAAGAUAUUUUCCUCUUUA